AAUUCACCACACAAUGCCAAAGGUGUUCAAGAACAAACACCAGAGAAUUCAUCACAGUGCCAAAAGUGCUCAAGAACAAGUGCCAGAGAAUUUACUAUACAAUGUUUAAGAACAAACACUAGAGAAUUCAUCAAAGUACUGAAAGUGCCAAAGAACAAACACCGGAGAAUUCACUACAUAAGACCGAAGGUGUUUAAGAACAAACACAAGAAAAUUCAUCACAGUGCCGAAAGUGCCCCAAGGACAAAUGCCGGAGAAUUCACCACACAACACCGAAGGUGUUUAAGAACAAACACCAGAGAAUUCAUCAAAGUACUAAAAGUGCCCAAAAACAAAUGUUGGAGAAUUCACCACAUAACGCCGAAGGUGUUCAAGAACAAACACCAGAGAAUUCAUCAUAGUGCCAAAAGUGCCCAAGGACAAACACCAGAGAAUUCACCACAUAAUGCCGAGAACAAACACCAGAGAAUUCAUCAUAGCACCGAAAGUGCCAAAAGACAAAUGCUGGAGAAUUUACUACACAACGCCAAAGGUGUCAAGAACAAACAUCAGAGAAUUCAUCAUAGUGCCCAAGAACAAACGCCGGAGAAUUUACUACACAAUGCCAAAGGUAUUCAAGAACACUAG
Dentiscutata heterogama is the source of this 627-nucleotide messenger RNA. Lineage: Eukaryota; Fungi; Glomeromycota; Glomeromycetes; Diversisporales; Gigasporaceae. The record is from the annotation of a GenBank genome assembly.